This is a messenger RNA of Annulohypoxylon truncatum, 433 nucleotides long. RefSeq names its product hydrophobin precursor. The coding region runs from base 1 to 294 and encodes 97 amino acids. NCBI's taxonomy places the organism in Eukaryota, Fungi, Ascomycota, Sordariomycetes, Xylariales, Hypoxylaceae. The record is from RefSeq and is a predicted model, not a curated record. Gene Ontology annotation, cellular component: extracellular region. The transcript has 3 exons.
AUGCAGUUCACUACCGCCAUCGUUGCCUUCAUGGCCACCGCCGUCAUGGCUACCCCCGGCUACGCUGGUGAUGGCAGCUACGUUGCCUGCAACCCCGGCCUCUACAGCAACCCCCAGUGCUGCGCUACUGAUGUUCUUGGUGUUGCCGACCUUAACUGCGCGACUCCCUCCACGGAGCUCACCAGCGCUACCCAGUUCAAGGCUGCCUGCGCUGCCAUUGGCCAGCAAGCUCGCUGCUGUGUCAUCCCUGUCGCUGGACAGGAUGUUCUCUGCCAGACUCCCGUCGGCAUCUAAGUGGUGGUCUUAGGGCGAUGACGGAAGGCUCUUGGUGAAGAACGACAAUCUUGGGACAGAAAGCUACCUCGCUAUCCAAAUACAUCGCGACCCGCCUUCGGUGUAAUUAACAGAAUGGGCCGCGGUCAUAGGAGGUGCA